AUGGCGGAAAAUCUACCAAAACUUCAAGCAUCGCGAGCGGGCUAUCGGGCCCAUUUGACACAAACAAUCAAGAAAGCUACAAAUAUUGCAACGAAGGAGGAUCCCCUAACGGACAGUGAUAUUACAUCUUUAAAGAGAAUCGUUGAUCAAUUAGCUCGGAAAAGGUCGAUUCUAGAAGAACCAGAUGAGAAAAUCGUAGGCAUGAUCGAAGACCCAAAGGAACUGGAGAGAGAAAUAUUCCAAACCGAGGACAUCAAAGAAGAAAUUGACGAGACAGCAGCUCAGAUAAGUAACAUUAUUGAACAUUUUCAAUCUACAAAAUUGUCUCAAAGUAACUCCCCCUCUGAAGUAACUCAAGUAAUCUUAGAAAAUACAAGCAGUCAAUCCCCAUCAACAACAGUGAACACAAAUGAUCAAACAGACUCAGGGACCCCUAAUGAAAUUGUUCAACAAGAUAAUUCCCCCCCUGUAAACACACAAUCACAACAAGAUAGUCAACCCUCUACAAAUGCACAAUCACAGCAAGAUAGUCAACCCUCUACAAAUGCACAGUCACAACAAGAUGGUCACCCCGCUACAAACACACAAUUUCACCAAGAGACCCCAGUUAUACCAGUAUUUCCACCAACCCUACCAACAACUACACCCCACCACCCCAGCCUUAUCAAUCAAAAUAGUCGUCUACCAAAAUUAAACCUUCCAACAUUUUCUGGGAACCCGCUACAAUGGUUUACAUUCUGGGACUCAUUUGAAGCUGCAGUCCACUCCAAUUCAACCCUCGGGGAUGUACAAAAGUUUAGUUACCUUAAGGCCCAACUGGUGGGUGAUGCAUCAAGAGCUAUUGCAGGGUUUCCCCUCACAAACCAUAACUAUACCAAAGCUAUUCAACUCCUAAAGGAACGAUUUGGUAACCCCACCAAAGUAAUUAAUGCACACAUGCAGUGUCUACUUGAUCUGCAAAACCCCAACUAUGAACUAGCAAGUUUACAACUAUUCUAUGACACUAUGGAAAACCACAUUAGGGGGUUAGAAUCGCUCGGCAAAGCCCACAGUAACUAUGGAGACCUCCUAGUCCCAAUUGUUCUGGGAAAAUUACCACGUCAACUCAGAACAAACUUAGCCCGUGACCAUGACAGUCCCGAAUGGAAAUUUACACAACUGAGAGAGUCCAUUCGUAAAGAAAUAAGAAUUCUAGAAGCCG
This is a messenger RNA of Paramuricea clavata, 1201 nucleotides long. Lineage: Eukaryota; Metazoa; Cnidaria; Anthozoa; Malacalcyonacea; Plexauridae. The record is from the annotation of a GenBank genome assembly.